GAGUGUCUUCCGGAAGACGUCUACCGUCCGUUUUGGCGCGGUCGCCGUUGACGGCAGACGGAAGCGUCGCUGGAGAGAGCGCGAGACGGUGGUGAGAAAAAAAAGGCGCGAAAAUUUUCACCUCAGCAGCGCGCGCCGAUUAAUCGAUGAGCAAUCGAUUGCAAUUGGCAAAACCGAUUGGAUUGCUGAGGUGAUUAAGAUGAGCGCCGUGGAGAGGGAAAUGCGGCAGUUCCUGACGAAUUACUUCAGGGGACGCGCAGACAUCAGCUCGUUGACGCUACGCAAGGUGAGGGAGGCGUUUCUCUCCGCCUCGUCGAGGAGCAGCCUGAAGGAGACGGAGCACAGCGUCUUUAAACGUCUCGUCCUGGACGCCCUGCGUACCCACGUGGCCCCCGCCUCAUCCUCCUGCUCGUCUGACGAGGAGCCUCUGGCACAGAUGCAGGGGCACAGUGAGGCCAAGGGCAGCCGCUCACCAGUGAGGAAGCGAGAUCGUGGCUCAGAGGGUGACUCCUCCGCCUCGGGUGAGUCACCCACUCACCCGGUGAAGAGACGAAGAGCGGAGUCACCCUCACCUGACUCAUCGAGCGUUGGACGGAAACCCAGAGGCAGACAAAAUGAAUCGGCUGCAGGCGGGAAGACAAAGAUGGCCGUGAAAACAAAGACGGCCGUGAAAACAAAGACGGCCGGGAAGACAAAGACGGCCGUGAAAACAAAGGCAGCCGGGAAGAGGGCACCGAAAAUGUCUGACGAUGAUGAUGAUGGUAGUGAUGGUAGUGAUAGCGAUGGUAGUGAUGGUGGUGAUGUUAAAAAAUCCGUUUCCAAACGUAAGAAAUCUUCCGUCACGAAGGAUAGCGAUGAUGAUGGUAGUGAUGGUGGUGGUGGCGAUGUUAAAAAAUCCGUUUCCCAACGGAAGAAGUCUUCCAUCAAAAAGGAUAGCGAUAGUGAUGGCGAUGUUAAAAAAUCUGUUUCCAAACGUAAUAAAUCUUCCGUCACAAAGGAUAGCGAUGAUGAUGGUAGCGAUGGUAGCGAUGGCGGUGGUGGCGAUGCUAAAAAACCCGUUGCCAAACGUAAGAAAUCUUCCGUCACAAAGGAUAGCGAUGAUGGUAGUGAAGGUAGUGAUGGUAGUGAGGGCGAUGCUAAAAAACCCGUUUCCAAACGUAAGAAAUCUUCCGUCACAAAGGAUAGCGAUGAUGAUGGUAGCGAUGGUAGUGAUGGUAGUGAUGGCGGUGGUGGCGAUGUUAAAAAAUCCGUUGCCAAACGUAAGAAAUCUUCCAUCACAAAGGAUAGCGAUGGUGAUGGUAGCGAUGGCGGUGGUGGCGAUGCUAAAAAACCCGUUUCCAAGCGUAAGAAAUCUUCCAUCACGAAGGAUAGCGUUGAUGAUGGUAGCGAUGGUAGUGAUGGUAGUGGUGGCGAUGCUAAAAAAUCCGUUGCCAAACGUAAUAAAUCUUCCGUCACAAAGGAUAGCGAUGAUGAUGGUAGCGAUGGUAGCGAUGGCGGUGAUGGCGAUGCUAAAAAAUCCGUUUCCAAACGUAAUAAAUCUUCCGUCACGAGGGAUAGCGAUAGUGAUGAUAGUGAUGGUAGUGGUGGCGAUGCUAAAAAAUCCGUUACCAAACGUAAGAAAUCUUCCAUCAAAAAGGAUAGCGAUGAUGAUGAUGGUGAUGGUGGCGAUGUUAAAAAAUCCGUUGCCAAACGUAAUAAAUCUUCCGUCACGAAGGAUAGCGAUGGUGAUAGUGAUGAUAGUGAUGGUAGCGAUGGCGAUGCUAAAAAAUCCGUUGCCAAACGUAAGAAAUCUCCCGGCGGCGGCGAUGGCGACGGAUCGAGCACGGAGGAGGAGGAGGAGGAGGAGGAGGGGGGGGGCGGUGGUGACGGUGUGGCCAGGAAGUCAUCCACCGGCGGAGGGAGACGCUCGCGCGAGCGAGGGAAGGCCGCCGGCCGUGGCAAGUCGAGCGAUGGCGGAGGCCGGGGGAAGGGAAAGUCGUCGAAGAAGGCGGCGGAAAGGAAGGUGAGAAAUCGCCCGCGGUGUGGCGGGCGG
This is a messenger RNA of Petromyzon marinus (sea lamprey), 2032 nucleotides long. The record is from RefSeq and is a predicted model, not a curated record. Lineage: Eukaryota; Metazoa; Chordata; Hyperoartia; Petromyzontiformes; Petromyzontidae.